AUGGCACAAGCCGAUACAAGAAACGAAGUAGCAGAGCGCAUUGGAUACAUCACACGAGUCCAGAAUUUUAGCGCGUGCCACCGAUUGCACAGGUACCAGUGCAAUCAUUUUCUAUCUUUUUUGUUGUUGUUGAAUAGGACGACGCAAUAGGCAGCUUAAUGCAGGGUUGCGAGACGAGUGCAAGAUGGAAAGCAUUCUGUUAUUAUUUUGUUUCCAGUGAGCCGUUUUAUUUGAUAGAAGGAAGAGUUUUAACGCCACUAAACGAAACUGGAAUGAAGUAAAACGUGUUGCGUCAAUCUCGGAAGCUCAUGGGAUCUGUAGUUCUAUUGUAGAGACAGCUAAGCCAUCAACUUCUUAAAAUGUUUAAACGUUUUUAUUAUCUAUUUUUGUUUAAUUGAAACCUCAUGUAUUGUAUUGUUGUCACUCCAGCCCGACAUUGAGUGAUGAGGUAAACAAGAGGAUAUUUGGGAAGUGUAACAAUCCCAAUGGCCAUGGACACAACUACAAAGGUCAGUCAUUCUCCAAGGUCUCAUCCAAACCAAUUCUGUUGUCAGUUAUUGUCUGAUUCACAGUUGGCCAAUAGGUUACAUAGCUAGCCAGUUCCAUAACUUCAAACCGGGUCCAACCCAAUGUUUAUCAAAGGCUCUGUUGUCUUUUCUUUUUGUAGUAGAGGUGACAGUACGGGGAAAGGUAAGUCCCACCUGAGACUCUCCGUACUCCAAUAUCCAUAAUGACACCACUUACCAAACAUUAUUGCCAUGGUUGCUACUGUUUGAAACACACCAGUAAAUCACAUGACACUCUCAUGAUAUGAAAGCAGUCUGCCUCCUGGGUAAUGGAUGUUGGACACACACACACACACACACACACACACACAGUCACAGAGCUUCUCUUUGUCCAUCCCCAGAUCGAUCGUCACACAGGCAUGGUGAUGAACCUUACAGAUCUGAAGCAGCACAUCGAGGUGAGACCCUCCCUUUCUUCCAGGCCUGGAUUUGACUUUUUGAUUUACAGCUAAGGCUAUGCUUUGACAGCGUAGGCUGCUAGACUAUUAAUUUCUUAAUUCAUUCAUUUCACAUGUAAAGCACAUUAUAGGGAAUAAGGAAAAUAAUGCAUUAAUUUAUUACUGUGUUAUUUACAAACUCAUGUAUAAUCCUGAUACAGGAAGUCAUCAUGAUUCCGUUGGACCAUAAAAAUCUGGAUAAGGACGUCCCAUACUUUGCCAAUGUUGUCAGGUGUGUGCCCCUCCCUACUGGACUGUAGCCUUAUGUUUAUGGGUAACGGGUGGAUUUUCAGUUCGGAGCACGUGAUUCAGAGUUUCCAUGGUUUUAACUGUUUUGUCUGCUGUGCAGCACAACCGAAAACGUGGCUGUAUAUAUCUGGGACAACAUGGUCAAGCAGCUACCAGCCAAUCUUCUCUACGAGGUCAAGAUUCACGAGACUGACAAGAACAUUGUUAUUUAUCGAGGAGAAUAG
This is a messenger RNA of Coregonus sp. 'balchen', 1476 nucleotides long. NCBI's taxonomy places the organism in Eukaryota, Metazoa, Chordata, Actinopteri, Salmoniformes, Salmonidae. The record is from the annotation of a GenBank genome assembly.